AUGAUCUACGGUCCGGAGUCCCCGGCGACGAUCUACGGUCCGGAGUUCCCGGAGACCAUCCACGGUCCGGAGUCCCCGGAGGCCAUCCACGGUCCGGAGUCCCCAGAGGCCAUCCACGGAACUCUGACCCAGUGGGCGUGCCCCUCAUUCCUCUCCCAGGAGCCCACUGGGGUCCACCCUGCCUGCCUUCCUGCCCCAUCAGAGCAUGCGGACCAGGCCCGCUUCUCUUUGUGCACUGGGAUGAUGAGUGAGAGGACGAUGACACCUACCAAGGAGUCGCGUACUUUGUCAAAUGGAUAUCAUGAGAACCCCAGCCCCAGCUCCAUCCCCUACUCACUAUCCAGCUCCAGCCCCUACUCACUAUCCAGCUCCAGCCCCUACUCACUAUCCAGCUCCAUCCCCAGCCCCUACUCACUAUCCAGCUCCAGCCCCUACUCACUAUCCAGCUCCAGCCCCUACUCACUAUCCAGCUCCAGCCCCUACUCACUAUCCAGCUCCAGCCCCUACUCACUAUCCAGCUCCAUCCCCAGCCCCUACUCACUAUCCAGCUCCAUCCCCAGCCCCUACUCACUAUCCAGCUCCAUCCCCAGCCCCUACUCACUAUCCACCUCCAUCCCCAGCCCCUACUCACUAUCCACCUCCAUCCCCAGCCCCAGCUCCAGCCCCUACUCACUAUCCAGCUCCAGCCCCUACUCACUAUCCAGCUCCAUCCUCAGCCCCUACUCACUAUCCACCUCCAUCCCCAGCCCCAGCCCCAGCCCCUACUCACUAUCCAGCUCCAGCCCCUACUCACUAUCCAGCUCCAUCCCCAGCCCCUACUCACUAUCCACCUCCAUCCCCAGCCCCAGCUCCAGCCCCUACUCACUAUCCAGCUCCAGCCCCUACUCACUAUCCAGCUCCAUCCCCAGCCCCUACUCACUAUCCACCUCCAUCCCCAGCCCCAGCUCCAGCCCCUACUCACUAUCCAGCUCCAGCCCCUACUCACUAUCCAGCUCCAUCCCCAGCCCCUACUCACUAUCCAGCUCCAUCCCCAGCCCCUACUCACUAUCCACCUCCAUCCCCAGCCCCAGCUCCAGCCCCUACUCACUAUCCAGCUCCAGCCCCUACUCACUCUCCAGCUCCAUCCCCAGCCCCUACUCACUAUUCAGCUCCAUCCCCAGCCCCUACUCACUAUCCAGCUCCAUCCCCAGCCCCUACUCACUAUCCAGCUCCAUCCCCAGCCCCUACUCACUAUCCACCUCCAUCCCCAGCCCCAGCUCCAGCCCCUACUCACUAUCCAGCUCCAGCCCCUACUCACUAUCCAGCUCCAUCCCCAGCCCCUACUCACUAUCCAGCUCCAUCCCCAGCCCCUACUCACUAUCCAGCUCCAUCCCAUACUCACUAUCCAGCUCCAGACCCUACUCACUAUCCAGCUCCAUUCCCAGCCCCUACUCACUAUCUAGCUCCAUCCCCAGCCCCUACUCACUAUCCAUCCCCUACUCACUAUCCAGCUCCAGCCCCUACUCACUAUCCAGCUCCAUCCCCAGCCCCUACUCACUAUCCAGCUCCAUCCCCAGCCCCUACUCACUAUCCAGCUCCAGCCCCUACUCACUAUCCAGCUCCAUCCCCAGCCCCUACUCACUAUCUAGCUCCAUCCCCAUCCCCUACUCACUAUCCAGCUCCAUCCCCUACUCACUAUCCAGCUCCAGCCCCUACUCACUAUCCAGCUCCAUCCCCAGCCCCUACUCACUACCUAGCUCCAUCCCCUACUCACUAUCCAGCUCCAGCCCCUACUCACUAUCCAGCUCCAGCCCCUACUCACUAUCCAGCUCCAUCCCGAGCCCCUACUCACUAUCUAGCUCCAUCUCCAGCCCCUACUCACUAUCCAGCUCCAUCCCCUACUCACUAUCCAGCUCCAGCCCCUACUCACUAUCCAGCUCCAGCCCCUACUCACUAUCCAGCUCCAUCCCCAGCCCCUACUCACUAUCUAGCUCCAUCUCCAGCCCCUACUCACUAUCCAGCUCCAUCCCCUACUCACUAUCCAGCUCCAGCCCCUACUCACUAUCCAGCUCCAGCCCCUACUCACUAUCCAGCUCCAUCCCCAGCCCCUACUCACUACCCAGCUCCAUCCACAGCCCCUACUCACUACCCAGCUCCAUCCACAGCCCCUACUCACUACCCAGCUCCAUCCACAGCCCCUACUCACUACCCAGCUCCAACCUCUACUCACUACCCAGCUCCAUCCCCAGCCGCUACUCACUACCCAGUUCCAGCCUCUACUCACUACCCAGUUCCAGCCCAUACUCACUACCCAGCUUCAGCCCCUACUCACUACCCAGCUCCAACCUCUACUCACUACCCAGCCCCUACUCACUACCCAGCUCCAACCCCAGCCAUUACUCACCACCCGGCCCCUACACACCACCCAGCUCCAUCCUCAGCUCCAGCCCCAGGCAAGAGUAUUUGUAUGUGUUUCCCCCCUGUGGACACGACAUAUAUGAGGGUGGAUGA
Molecule: messenger RNA, 2490 nt
Organism: Oncorhynchus mykiss (rainbow trout)
Lineage: Eukaryota; Metazoa; Chordata; Actinopteri; Salmoniformes; Salmonidae
Source: RefSeq, a predicted model, not a curated record